Messenger RNA from Drosophila innubila, 1431 nucleotides. It is a transcript of the gene MFS1, whose product is annotated as putative inorganic phosphate cotransporter. Gene Ontology annotation, molecular function: transmembrane transporter activity. The record is from RefSeq and is a predicted model, not a curated record. The transcript is spliced from 4 exons. Gene Ontology annotation, biological process: monoatomic anion transport; transmembrane transport. Bases 1 to 1431 code for a protein of 476 amino acids. Lineage: Eukaryota; Metazoa; Arthropoda; Insecta; Diptera; Drosophilidae. Gene Ontology annotation, cellular component: plasma membrane.
AUGACAUCGAAAAACAUAAAUGCUCCCAUAUUGGGUCAACGUCAUUUUCAGACUCUUUUGCUGUUUUUCUCAAUUGUGGUUAACUAUAUAGCCAAAUUUAAUGCUGGCGUGGCUGUUGUGGCUAUGACGAGUACCGACAGUAACAAACAUGAUGUUCCUACCUACGACUGGAAUGAAAUGGAACGCUCUUACAUCUUGUCCAGUUUCUUCUGGGGUUACAUUAUGACCCAGUUUCUGGGAGGAUGGCUUUGUCGACGCAUUGGAGCCAAGAUUACCAUGUUUAUUUCGACGCUUGGAUCGGCUUUUCUGGUUCUUCUGGUGCCCUUCUUUGUGCCGUGGGGUGGUUGGCAGGCCUAUUGUGGCAUACGUGUUCUAAUGGGUGCAUUCCAGGGUCUUUUAUUUCCCUGUGUCCACGCCCACUUGGCCAUCUGGUGUCCAUCCAAGGAGCGCAAUCGGUUGGGCGCCUUGGCCAAUACGGGUAUCGAUUGUGGCACAUUGUUGGCCAUGUUUAUAAGCGGUUUGGUGGCUGCCUCAAGUGUCGGCUGGCCAGGCAUCUUUUACAUCUCCUGUGGCGUGGGAAUCUUGUGGAGCAUCUUUUGGUUAGUCUUUGGCGCCGAUUCUCCCAGUCAAUCGAGAUUCAUUACCCAAGAGGAACUCAACUACAUUGAAACCUCAAUCAGUGCGAAUAACAAAAAGAAAAUCAAAGCGACUGGUCAAAUUCCUGUGCCCUGGAAAGCUUUAUUGACUUCGAUUCCCUUAUGGGCUUUAUUUAUGGCACGUUGCACCCAAUCCUGGGGCUAUUCCACCCUCCAGGCCGAGAUUCCCGCUUAUAUGAAUGGAGUUCUUCUUAUGGAUAUGAAAAGGAAUGCUUUGUUCUCGGCUCUUCCAUUUCUAUGUUCUUGGAUUAUGGCUAUUGUCUAUCUUAUUGUCUCGGAUAUACUUUUAACUCGUGGCGUCCUGACCAUCACCAGCAUUAGAAAGAUCAUUAACUCGUUGUCUUCCUGGUUGCCAGCCACCUUUCUGGUUGGUCUCAGCUUUUUGGACAGCAGUCAGAAGACCUUGGCCAUUGUUCUCAUGAGUGUGAGUGUGGGCAUUAAUGCUGGCAACACAAUUGGUAGUGCUCUCAACACCAUUGAUUUGUCCCCAAAUCAUGCCGGCAUCCUGAUGGGCAUUGUCAACACAGGAGCCAAUAUUGUGCCAAUUCUAACGCCACUUCUCGUUGGGAUUAUCGUGAAGAACGAGCAUGAUCGUGUGGAAUGGCAAGUGGUUUUCAUCAUUUCCGCUGUUAUUUUCUUUGUGGGAAAUCUUUUCUUCAUCAUCUUUGGUAAAAUGGUGAACCAGCCCUGGAAUGACCCUGAUUUUCUGGACAAUCAACAAAAAGAGAAACUGCAAGCGGAUGGAAAAUCAAUUAAAACAAUUCAAGUACUUUAA